AAGAGGUUUGGGGGUGAGUGGAGGAGAGGGAGGGCACAUCAACACUUUAUUGCCCGCCCUCUCCUCCUAUCCCCUCGCUGUUAUUGGACCGUACUGCACGCUCCUCUGGACCAAUCAACGAGGACAACGCGCGCCCCAUCCGGCGUGUGUGCAGUAACGGCGCAGGCAGAGCAUCGCCAGCCCAGCAGUGUCUGCUUAGUGGCUGCUGCUAUGGUGCGUAGAGCAUCGAGACGUUAGUGGUCAGAAUAACGUCCCAGUUUAGACUUAGUCGAGUCGCGGAAGUAAACAAAAAGGGACUAAAGCAUUGGAGAAUAUGAACAAAGUGGACGCACCAUGCCGACCCGCCGCCUCUCUCAAAUUCACUAUUGACAACAUCCUCAAUCUCAAGACAAGCGGGAGGAACUGUGACAGCUGUCACCCCGCCGGACUGCAGGAUGACUCGGCCACGGCGAUGCGUAAAGACGGUUUCCAGAGCCACCACGAGGAGCACUUAGCACAGAGGAGGCAGGACCCGGGCAGCAGGCUUAACGAAAGUGAGUUGAUCACAGACUGCAACGGAGCAACGGAAUCGGUCAUCAUCAGCCGCGGAGACCCGAAGAAGUCGACGGAUGUGCGCUUCGAGAGCGGGGACAGCAGCUGCGAUGACAGCAGCUCCACCACAACGGCCACGGACCCCCACAAAGGAGGUAGCCCUGCAAAAAAGAGCAAAAUGAUAACGAAGAAGAAGACGCGCACUAUUUUUUCCAAGAGACAGAUUUUCCAGUUGGAGUCUACCUUCGACAUGAAACGCUAUCUGAGCAGCGCCGAGCGCGCCUGCCUCGCCAGUUCACUCCAGCUCACGGAGACCCAGGUGAAAAUAUGGUUUCAGAACCGCAGGAAUAAAUUGAAACGGCAAAUCUCGACCGAAAUCGACGGACCUGUUACCGAUUUUCCCGAGACUGGAAAGCCUGUGGUGGUGGGGCAGCUCCCGGCCUUGUACAAAGAGAGCAACCUGCUGGGGAGAUGCCUGCUGCCCAUGCCCCUGCCUGUUGUAUACCCGGGCAGUAGCACGCCUUACCUCUGCUUCUCAAACGCCAGCAAGUACUUCAGCCUGUAUGACGGGGACGUAUGAUGGUUUCAUUCACUCCACACGUGAAAGAGACACUUUUUGGUGGUCUGUUGCCAAGUUUAAAGCAUUUAAAAAGAAAAAAAAUGUAUUAAGAUGGUUGGCCGGACCUGCGGCCUCACUGUUCUGCAAGUACAACGACGACAGAGGAGUAGUUACAUAUCACUUCAAAAUAAGCUGAUUCGAUAUUAUUUAUUUUUCAGUCAAAGCUGGGUUUCUAGGCCUGACACUAAACCUGCUACAGUAGUCGUUUUUAAGAAAAAAGCAGGCUGAGCUAAUGAUAGCCUGGGGGAGGCCUAAAAUAGUAUCAAUCCCAACAUUGUAUUGUUUACAUGACAUUAUUAUUAUUAUUUUUAUUAUCAUCAACAUCUUCAUCAUUUCCAGCAGCUUAAGCCACCAAAGAAAUUACUAUAGCCUAGCUAUUUGCAUGCAUUUGAAUAAUGAAUAAUGAAUUUUGAAUUACUCAAAUUAUCUAUGUAUUUAAAUGAAUGUAAUUAACAUUUUAUUCUAUGUUUCACGCAUGUCUAUUUUUUUUCCUGAGUAUCCUACUAUUC
Molecule: messenger RNA, 1659 nt
Organism: Larimichthys crocea (large yellow croaker)
Lineage: Eukaryota; Metazoa; Chordata; Actinopteri; Sciaenidae
Gene: hmx4
Product: H6 family homeobox 4
Exons: 2
Coding region: 314-1111 (265 amino acids)
Biological process (GO): regulation of transcription by RNA polymerase II
Cellular component (GO): nucleus
Molecular function (GO): RNA polymerase II transcription regulatory region sequence-specific DNA binding; DNA-binding transcription factor activity, RNA polymerase II-specific
Source: RefSeq, a predicted model, not a curated record